AUGGAUAAGGCUAGCACGAAUACAACUCUUGCUUCAUCUACCCGAACAAAACAACCUAAGAAGAGAAAUAGUGACGUGCGCAAAGAGCAGAAUAGAAUCGCGUCUCGUGCAUAUCGAGAGAAACGCAAGCAAAAGUUAGCAUUACUUGACGAGAUAUUGAAAUCUGAUUCUCAAACAGAUUCAAUGAGUUCAGUGUCCGAUGAGACAGAUGGAUACAACGGCUCGUGGACCUUUCAAGAUAGACAAGCCUCGGGUAGCCCUGUUCCAGGGGCGCUUCAGGUGCCCGCCGUGGCUCAAUGGGCCGCUGGAACCGGACAAUACGUUUCCUACCAGUAA
Daldinia childiae is the source of this 336-nucleotide messenger RNA. RefSeq lists its product as uncharacterized. The transcript is spliced from 3 exons. The record is from RefSeq and is a predicted model, not a curated record. The coding region runs from base 1 to 336 and encodes 111 amino acids. Gene Ontology annotation, molecular function: DNA-binding transcription factor activity. Gene Ontology annotation, biological process: regulation of DNA-templated transcription. Lineage: Eukaryota; Fungi; Ascomycota; Sordariomycetes; Xylariales; Hypoxylaceae.